Molecule: messenger RNA, 1617 nt
Organism: Anopheles bellator
Lineage: Eukaryota; Metazoa; Arthropoda; Insecta; Diptera; Culicidae
Product: zinc finger protein-like 1 homolog
Exons: 5
Coding region: 108-1019 (303 amino acids)
Cellular component (GO): Golgi apparatus
Source: RefSeq, a predicted model, not a curated record
ACAAGACAAGACAGAGACAAGACGUGGCUGCCCGAAGCAAAUUCUAGCCAUUCUUGGCGAAUUUUGGCGAUACCGCAACACAAUUUCGGUCAAAUACAUCGCCCAAUAUGGGUCUUUGCAAAUGUCCCAAGAGGCAGAUUACGACCCAGUUUUGCUUUGAACAUCGUGUGAACGUCUGCGAAAAUUGCAUGGUGGUGAAUCAUACGACGUGCACUGUGCAAUCGUACAUUCAAUGGCUGAAAGACAGCGAUUUUGAUUCCAAUUGUACCCUUUGCGGAAGCCUCCGUACUAGUGACGAUUGCGUUCGACUAAUAUGCUAUCAUGUGUUCCAUUGGAAAUGCCUCAACGCUCGACAACAACUUUUACCAGUGAAUACAGCUCCUGGCGGUCACACUUGCCCAAUUUGCAGCGAUUCUAUUUUUCCACCCGGGAACCUAGUGUCACCGGUGGCUGACGUGUUGAGAGUGCGACUCGGGCAGGCCAACUGGGGUCGAAACGAACUAGGACUGCCUUUGCUACACAGUGAACGAAUCUUAAGCACCACUAGUACGAACACCAAUGCAAUGUCAUCGAGCUCAGGCGCAGCUUCGGCGUCCAACGGGGCUACUGUGUACGGAAAUUCAUCCCAGAACCGAAUAUUGCACACCACUAAUUCAUCACUAGUCAACAAGGAACGCCCGGAAACGCCACAUUUAAUAGUGAACCUCGAUCCUUGCGCGAACGUCGCAAACAGUCGCCGGACAACUUUGCUAUCACGAGAAGCGCCGAUCGGCGGUUCGGAUCGCGAUGACAAUAAGUACAAGCGUCGAACACCACAGGAAAUCUUCUCGCGCUGGUCGCGCCGGUUGUACGCACCGUCCGUGAAACCGAUGUGGCGAAAGACAUGGUUCCUCGUCGUCACCGGAUUGCUAGGCUUUAUGUGUAUCGUCUAUGUUAUGGACACGUUGGCACGAAGCGAUGCCGGCGAAGGGUUUGGUGGUUUCAUCCCAAAUCGCAAUCUACCACAUGCCGAAGAGUGAUAGUAACGCUGUGUAUUCUUCCGAAAACUAUCGAUCGUGUGCAAUUUGCAUUAAUGUUUUAUUGUUUUAUGUUGUUCUUUUAAAACGAAGUGUGCUCUGAUAGACCACUUUUGCUGUAAGACAAUAUAAAAAAUGUCAUCCCUGAGCCAGGCGUCGUAGUAACAAAGAAAAAAUGGUUAUGAAAGUGCAAGGUUUCGAAGAUGUGGUUUGUGAAAAAGUGCAGUGAGAAUAACUAAUGAUCAUUCCUUUUUGUAUUCAACAUUAUUUUCAACUUCGUACAAUAUUUAGAAGUGUUAACAAUAUAUGUAAAUCACUUUUAAGCAAUUCCAUCACGUGUACUUUAUGUAUACUUUGCUCUUUUCGAUUUUUAGUUUGUUUUGCUUUCCUCCCCAGAGUUAAGUUGAUAAGAGAGCAAUUUAUUGCUGCGCCCACAAAACAGCUAACCAUCAAUCAACCUUCAAUAAUUUCUGCAAUUUGCAUCAAUAAACUGUCCAUUUAAUCAACGUACCUCGGAACGCAAAGGAAUCCGUUAUAUUGUUUUCGUCUAUUUAUUGGCGUAUAAGGCAGCUGCUUUUGGUAUACAAUUUAAUUUCACACU